CGAAAAACUUGCCGGGCAUGGUAUAUAUUACGCGGACCUGCAGCCGUUUCCCUUUUUUUUUCGCUCUCGUCCAUAUUGAGCUUCAUUCACACUUCUUUUUAUCAUUACAAUCGCCAUCUUCCGUGACGAACCAGUUGCAUUGUUUAUUGUUAUUUAAUCAAUUUUUCCUCAUUCAAAUUUUUUGUACCCAUCGUCUUCUUUUCAGUUACGUCUUUUUCCUCUUUUUGGUUUCCAUUUCAAAAUAUCUGUCACUAUGGGUAAUCAACAAUCCCAACAACAAAAAGACCCUUUUCCAAAAGUUGCCAUGUUUACACUGUCCUCCAAGGCCAAGCGACGAUUAUCGCAUUCACCUGGGUUUCAGUCGUAUCUUGAACAACCUACAAAAAAGACCAACUAUGCUCCUUCUUUCAUGUCAAUCGCACGUCAUCACAACCUCCUUUCGUCGUCGUCCCGAAAAAAUUCAGACGCUUCCGGUGGCAGCACUGUCAGUUCGCGACCAUCCGCUAAAACGCAUAAAACGGACGAUUCUUCUGAUACCGUGUCUGGUGUACUGACGUCUCAUACGGUAGCGACGACCACACUCCAAAACCAUGAUUAUGUGAUGAUUGGAGGACGACGAUACAUUGCGCCUCACGUUUCGCAUUAUUUUCUGCCUUGUGAUGAUGACGAAGCUGAUCGACAAAUUGUACUGCAUUUUCUAUUGAAAUAUACCUUCCAUGGGAACUUUACAGCUCCAGUGACUGGGCUAUUCUCCAACACGGCGGAUAACCAUCGUCCACAAGUCCUUGAUAUCGGUUGCGGUCCAGGCACCUGGAUUCUGGAAAUGGCGUCAGAAUUUUCGGGAGUUGAUUUCCACGGAGUGGACAUUACGCGUAUGUUUCCCGUGGACAUUAAGCCUUCGAAUGCCUUUUUCAAGCAGGCCGACAUCCUUGAGGGACUGCCUUAUGAGGACAACACGUUUGAGUUUGUCAAUAUGCGAUUGAUGCUGGCCUGUCUUACGAAAGAACACCUCAUCUUUCUGUUGGCUGAAGUGUCGCGGGUUCUCAAACCAGGCGGUUACUUUGAAAUCGUCGAUGUUGAAUACAAUAUUCAACGACCCGGUCCACUUGCUGAUAAAGUGGUGAACCAGAAAUUACAAAAGAUUAUGGCGUCUCAUAAAAUUGAUCUCCGUCUGAGUCACCAGUUGUCGACGCUCAUGAUGUCGCAGGGAGCAGGCUUGGUGGAUAUUCGUCACAGUCGUCACAGUCUGCCACUGGGUUGGGGAGGCCAAACCGGGGAUCUUCACGCCCAAAACAUGGAGCAGUUUUUGCGGUCGCUGAACCCUAUUGUGCGUCGACAUUCGGACGGAACGGUCAUUACGGAUGACGAUAUCAAGCAAGUGAUGGCGGAAUGCACAAAGUACCAGUCGCACCUGAACUGGUAUGUUUGUUACGCACGCAAACCGUGUUCAUCGACAGUGGCUCCGUUGACCCCACCUCCAUGCAUUGAGGAUCUGCCCGGAAAAGCUCACAACGGCGUGGAAAAACCCAACAGCACGCCCCAUCUGGCGGGAGAAACGUGGGAAUCAAUUCAAGACUUUAUCGAUGGCUAUGUCGAUUAGAUCACCGCCGCGAACUUUCCCCUGCAUCCGUAUACAUAUACCUUUCAUGUUUAUUACCACUACUUGUAAAUAAUUUAAUCUGCAUCAUAUCAACCAAAAAAAACUGCUUUGCACUAUAAAAUUUUUUACACAUUUCCACAUCAAGCCAAUAAAAGAAAAAAGGAUCGUCUGUUAUCGUAUCAUAAAGUAGCACGAG
This is a messenger RNA of Radiomyces spectabilis, 1796 nucleotides long. Its product is annotated as S-adenosyl-L-methionine-dependent methyltransferase. The coding region runs from base 254 to 1600 and encodes 448 amino acids. Lineage: Eukaryota; Fungi; Mucoromycota; Mucoromycetes; Mucorales; Radiomycetaceae. The transcript is spliced from 4 exons. Gene Ontology annotation, molecular function: methyltransferase activity. The record is from RefSeq and is a predicted model, not a curated record.